This is a messenger RNA of Caenorhabditis angaria, 2356 nucleotides long. The record is from the annotation of a GenBank genome assembly. NCBI's taxonomy places the organism in Eukaryota, Metazoa, Nematoda, Chromadorea, Rhabditida, Rhabditidae.
AUGGAUUAUAUUCAACAAAAAGAGAAGUUGAAUAAAGUUAUCAUGGAAUUGAGACGAGAGAGCUGCGAACUUGGUAAGCUAACUGUUUCAGCCAUCAUCAGAAUAAAAUCAAUAUUUUCAGAGCUCGAGGCUGCGUUGCACGUUUUGAACGAAUGCCAGAAUCAACUUGCUCCAAAUGUUCAACCAAUCAAGAAAAAAAUCACAAAACAAGUCAGUUGGGCAGAAAGUGUUGAUGAUACUGCGCAAAGUAGCUCUACGGUCAAAGAUGCCAUCAAUCACGAUGAAAAUGCUUCGAAAUCUGAAGACGGUUAGUGGUUUGAAGGUUUUUCAGUAGAACCGUUCUCUUGCCAUUUCUCUUGCCAUUUCCACAAUAGUGGUUCCCAAAAAUCAAAUUUUGUACGCUAAACUUUUUGCCGUAUGAAAACUGUGCAUUGUCAAGUUCUAGGCCUUCUGAAAAAUGCCAAUUUAGAUUAUUUUUUUUUCGGAAUUGUAAUCUGAUGCAUGGAUAAUUGCCCGAGGUCGUUUUUCAGACUGGCCAGAGUAUUCAAUUCUAAAUGGGACCAUCAUACAAUGUUUGUUUUCUUGAAUUGAGUAUUUCAUUUCGAAAUUAGUCCAUAAACACUUCAUAUAUGUAUUCAGAACAUUCAGAAAUUAUUUUUUAGCAGUAAAGUUUUUUAUUUCCAAUCAUUAUUUUUCAAUGCUCAAUUAUUUUUGUAACAAAAAACAUAUCAAAAGAAAUUGACAAAAAUUUCAUCAAAACAUUAAAACUAUUAUUUCUGCGACUCACAGUUCCAUUAUUCGAAAAACAUUUAUGUUGACUGACUAAUCGAUAUUCAUAUUUCUCACACCAAUCAUACCAUCGACAGACUCUUGAAUUGUUUUGUCUUCACUUAAAUCGUCUGAAAAAACACAUUUUCAUUGAUUCACUCUUACCUAUACACAAUGUUUCAAUGUUCAUUUUUCCAGAUUUGAAAGUCCAAACGAAGAGAAAUGGAGAAAGCCAAGAUCGUUUGAAACUUCUCGAGCUUUGCAUUGCUCAAAUCAAAAUGGAACAAUCUAUGGAUAUGGAUAUUUCAACAGAACCGGAAAAGCGUGUUCUUUUUCCAAUUGUUGAAGAGGAGGAAGAAGAGGAAAGAAAUGAUCCAAUUGACACACUUGAUGAGACUGUGAAUGUUGAUGGUGAUAUCGAACAAGGUUAGUACUCCUACAUAUAGGUUUUGAAGAGUUUCUUGAAAAUAUGUUGCUGAAUUAGUUAUUCUGAACAACUCAACAUGGUUUUUUUGCUAUAGGUAUAAUGAAAAAAUUGUGUCAAAAACCGUAAUUUUGUAUGCUUAUGAUGUUUUUUACCAACUGAUUGUGAAUAUCGGAAAGUAAUAAGUUAUCACUAAUAACCAUUAGCGAGUCUCCAAAUUUUCAUCAAAAGAAUAUCUAAAAAAUCAGAUUUUUCGAGUUUUAUCUCAUUAUUUAUAAUUUCAGGUAACAGCGAGCCACAACAAAAAAGACAACGCUGGUCAAAAUGCGAGACCGUUAUAUUCUCCAUUUUUUCCUUCUACUCUUUGUUAAUGAUUGUUGCAAUUGUAUUAUUGAUUGUUUUUCUGAUCAAUGAUUGGAAAAUUUUCUCUAACUUAGAAAUUAGACCGAUGAACGUUUUCACACGUCAUUGAUACGUCCAAUUUUUUUUUGAAGUUAUGACAUAUUUUAUCUUCUCUUAUUUUUUUGCUUGUUUUUUUUACCUGUGACGAUUUGACGAGUCCUGUCAAUUUUCUAUAUUUUUAUUGAAACGAAACGAUUUUUUGUUGGAAUAAUGUUUGUAAAUUAUAUAAUAUGACGAUUUCAAUUUUCGUUCAAAAUAUUUUAUAGAUUUUUUGACCAAUUUCUGAAUAAUCAGAUUUAAUUUCAGGUACGAUGCAAAUCAAAUCGAAAAUAAUCCAAAGUGAGAACUACUCAAAACGCCUUGAACUCCACUUGGCUCGUAUAAAAUUGGCGAAAUCAUAUUCCAUUGAUGUUCCGAAUGAACCGGAAGAUGAAAUAAGCUUCCCAGUUUUGAAACAACAAGAAAACAUCAAGAAGAGUCUCCCAAUGGAUAAAUGUGCUGUAACUGUUGAUGCUGAUGAGAAACAAGGUUUGUUUACAUUUUUUGAUUUUUGACUAAUUUUAUGAACUUUCAGUCAUUAUUGAGCCCCAACAACAAUCAUUAUGUUUGGCAGAGUCAGCAAUCAACAGAUUCAUGAUAUUUUUGAUCUACUUUUUUUUGAUAGCAGUCAUAAUUGCUGUUGUUUGUAUCGAUGUAUCAAAAAAAUCUCACGUUUUCGUUCACCCAAAAUUCACACCAAUCAACCCUUUUACACUUCAUUGA